AUGCACUGUCAACCCAUCCCGGACAAAGAUCAAUGUCCGUUGAUUCUCGCGGAUGGAAAUAGCAUCUGGGUCUCUUGGUGGAGCCAGUCUGAUAGUCGCGCUUUAUGUCCUCUCGUUCUCGGAUCCAUCCCAGUCAAGUCCCGGAUGCCAGGUCUUGACAUGGAGGACCAAAAGCAACGCGCCACGUCAGAGUCCCUGAGCUCUGGGUGCAGCUGCAUGCGGUUGAGCAGGAUGUGGAAGGAGUCACGAUUCUUGCCGGCGAGGAACGCCGCGCAGCAAGGAGAUCCUAUCAUUUCCGUAGGCGAUGACGAUGAACCAUACACAUGA
Molecule: messenger RNA, 327 nt
Organism: Penicillium lagena
Lineage: Eukaryota; Fungi; Ascomycota; Eurotiomycetes; Eurotiales; Aspergillaceae
Exons: 1
Coding region: 1-327 (108 amino acids)
Source: RefSeq, a predicted model, not a curated record